Molecule: messenger RNA, 2696 nt
Organism: Carlito syrichta (Philippine tarsier)
Lineage: Eukaryota; Metazoa; Chordata; Mammalia; Primates; Tarsiidae
Gene: SLC26A6
Product: solute carrier family 26 member 6
Exons: 21
Coding region: 85-2373 (762 amino acids)
Biological process (GO): transmembrane transport
Cellular component (GO): membrane
Molecular function (GO): bicarbonate transmembrane transporter activity; secondary active sulfate transmembrane transporter activity; chloride transmembrane transporter activity
Source: RefSeq, a predicted model, not a curated record
CCUCGCCCGCGUCCCGGCGCCGCCUUACGGCGCGUAGCGGCCUCUCGCCCGAGCCGCAGGAUCCGCGGGCCCGCGGCGUGAGCCAUGGCCCUGCCGGACGCCCCCGGACCAAGGGACACGCAGGCACUGUUGUCUGCAUCACAGUCAGUGGAGCUGCGGAGGCGAGACUACCAUGUGGAACGGCCACUGCUGAACCAGGAGAAGCUGGAGGAGCUGGGGCACUGGGGCUCAGUGCCUAGGACCCGCCAGUGGCGAAUCUGGUUGCGGUGCUCCCAGGCCCGGGCCCGUGCCCUUCUGUUCCAACACCUCCCAGUUUUAGUCUGGUUACCCCGGUACCCCGUGCGUGACUGGCUCCUGGGUGACUUGAUAGCUGGCCUGAGUGUGGCUAUCAUGCAGCUUCCACAGGGCUUGGCCUAUGCCCUUCUGGCUGGAUUGCCUCCCGUGUUUGGCCUCUACAGUUCCUUCUACCCUGUCUUCAUCUAUUUCCUGUUUGGUACUUCCCGGCACAUCUCUGUGGGGACCUUUGCUGUCAUGUCUGUGAUGGUGGGCAGUGUAACAGAAUCCCUGUACCCGGAUGAGGCCUUGAACUCCACAGUCAGUGAGGCAGCCAGAGAUGCCGACCGGGUGCAGCUGGCCUCCACGCUCAGCGUCCUGGUUGGCCUCUUCCAGGUGGGGUUGGGCCUGGUCUACUUCGGCUUCGUGGUCACCUACCUGUCAGAGCCUCUGGUCCGUGGCUAUACCACAGCUGCAUCUGUGCAGGUCUUCGUCUCGCAGCUCAAAUAUGUGUUUGGCCUCCGUCUGAGCAGCCGCUCUGGGCCAUUGUCCCUCAUCUAUACAGUGCUAGAGGUCUGCCAGAAGCUUCCCCAGAUGGUGGUCGGCACCGUGGUCACCGCAGCCGUGGCAGGGGUGGCGCUUGUGGUGAUGAAGCUGUUGAACGACAAGCUGCAGCGGCAUCUGCCCCUGCCGAUACCUGGGGAACUGCUCACGCUCAUUGGAGCCACAGGCAUCUCCUACGGCAUGGACCUGAAGCACAGAUUUAGGGUAGAUGUUGUGGGCAACAUCACCGCAGGGCUGGUGCCCCCAGUGGCCCCCAACCCCCAGCUCUUCGCAAAACUUGUGGGCAAUGCCUUUGCCAUCGCUGUGGUUGGGUUCGCCAUUGCCAUCUCUCUGGGAAAGAUCUUCGCCCUGAAGCAUGGCUACCGGGUGGACAGCAACCAGGAACUGGUGGCCCUCGGCUUCAGUAACCUCAUUGGGGGCAUCUUCCAGUGCUUCCCCGUGAGUUGUUCUAUGUCUCGAAGCCUGGUACAGGAGAGCGCCGGGGGCAACACACAGGUUGCUGGAGCCAUCUCUUCCCUUUUCAUUCUCCUUAUUAUCGUCAAACUUGGGGAACUCUUCCAAGACCUGCCCAAGGCAGUCCUGGCAGCCACCGUUAUUGUGAACCUCAAGGGCAUGCUGAUGCAGGUCACUGAUGUAUGCUCCCUCUGGAAGGCCAAUCGAGCGGAUCUGCUCAUCUGGCUGGUCACCUUUGUGGCCACCAUCCUGCUGAACCUGGACCUUGGCCUGGCAGUUGCAGUCGUCUUCUCCCUGCUGCUCGUGGUGGUCCGGACGCAGUUGCCCCACUACUCUGUCCUGGGGCAGUUGCCCGACACUGAUAUUUACAGAGAUGUGACAGAAUACUCAGAGGCCAGGGAGGUCCCUGGCGUGAAGGUCUUCCGCUCCUCGGCAACCGUGUACUUUGCCAAUGCUGAGUUCUACAGUGAUGCGCUGAAGCAGAGGUGUGGGGUGGACGUUGACCUCCUCAUCUCCCAGAAGAAGCAGCUGCUCAAGAAGCAGGAGCAGCUGAAAUUGAAGCAACUGCAGAAAGAGAAACAACUCCAGAAACAGGACGCCUCCUCCAAGGGCACCUCAGUUUUCACUAAUGUCAACACCAGCCUGGAAGACAUCGAGAGCAAUAAUGUGGAGGACUCCAAGGCUGAGGGGAGGCAAGAGGUGAACCCAGGGGACAAGCUGGAGGACACAGCAGCCAGUGGUCAAGAAGAUGCCAAAGACCCAGACGUGUCCAUGCUGGAGACUCUGGGCCUUCCUCAGCCAGACUUCCAUAGCCUCAUCCUGGACCUGAGUGCCCUCUCCUUUGUAGACACUGUGUGCCUCAAGAGUCUGAAGAAUAUUUUCUGUGACUUCCGGGAGAUCGAGGUGGAGGUGUACCUGGCGGCCUGCCACAGCCCUGUGAUCACCCAGCUUGAGGAUGGGCACUUCUUCAAUGCAUCUAUCACCAAGAAGCAUCUCUUUGCCUCUGUCCAUGAUGCUGUCACCUUUGCCCUCCAGCACCCAAGGUCUGGCUCCAUCAGCCCUGUUUUGGUCACCAAACUCUGACCAUGCUGCCACCCUGCCUGAGAUUACCCACUUCUGGAGGUUGUGAUGGGGCAGCCUUGAAAAGCCUCCAACCCCUGGGCCGCCUUCAGAUGCCACCCAGGAGUCCCCUCCAUGCACACAUAUACAUACAACUCAGGGAUCGAGGUCCUGUGACUCCCAAGUUCAAUGCUCCAGGCCUGGGACAGGGUGCUAAAGAAAAGCUAGUACUGGCCGGGUGCAAAGAGGGAUCCGAUAUGUAUUUUUAGCCUCAGGAAUAAAGAUUUCUCUGCCCAGCUCCGGGCCCUGCUGUGGCUUGGUGGAGGCUUGGUGACAUGUGGUCCAUA